AUGCCUCGCCAACCCUUAGUCGACUCACCUGAUCUUCCUCCCUAUGGUCAGCGGAGCUCAGAGCGCCGAAAAGAACAGAACAGGAUCGCUCAGAGGCAGCUGCGUGAACGACGGCUGCAACAAGAUGCUGCCCAGGCCGCCGAAUUAGACAGAAGACAGAAGGAGAUCGAUAGAUUGACGCGAAUGGUGCAAGAGUUGAGAAAUGAAAACACGAGAUUGAAAAAGCAAAGCAUGGGCACUACUCGUCGCCGACAGUCUGUGCCCAUUUCGUCGCUCUCCAGAUGUUUCAGUGGAGGGACAUACGGCUCAGCAUCCAAUAUCUUCUCACAAGGGCCUUCGACAUUCAAUCCUCCCUCUUCCGUUUUUCACCAUGAGCGUCAUAGCAUCGAUUUCGGUACGUUGCAUCGCGUCAACGGUACAUCGCCCCAUCCAAACAGUAUCAAGCCAGACGUGGUCAACAUCGGCGACUGGAGUAGCGAAGAUGAUACGAUUCAUGGGACAACUGAUUUGAGCGAUGGGGACAGGAACGUGACCUCACCUAUGGUUCCUUAUACUUCAGUCUUACCGACCAAUCCGAAUCUAACGCGUGAACGAGAACGUUAUAUACCCGUGUCGCGACCUAGAAAACGUUCUCUUCAGGAGGUCAGUGACGGUGACGACGAGGACCGAUCUAGAUUUGAAUUUCCUCAUCUCAAGAAAACAAAGGACAGCUCCGGAGCACCAUCCUUGUUUUCACUUCCACCAACAGACAAUGUAUUCAAGAUGUCUCCCACUAUCACAAAACCGAUCGCUACAAUGAGUACAUUAGACCUCAGUCCUAAGCAAUCAUCUCGGAGCAUCCUGGAUCCCACCAUCCCGCUCACGUCUUUUUUACCAAAGACCAUGCUGACGAAUGCGAAAGAUCAUUCAUCAAGUUUCUUCGAGCCCUACUCUCCGCACUCACCGUCAAUAUCGCCGGUUGCUUCCCAUCGAUACCCCGUAGGUGAUGACACGUUCGAAAAUGCGGCUCAAAUUCGGAAAAGUAGCACGAGUGGAAGUAGUGACAUCAGUAUUGCCAACUCGACAUACUCUACAUCAGAUCUUCAAUACGAGUAUCCGCCUUACUUUUCUCAUUUUAUGCCAUUGCAGCCUAUGGGCAUAUCUCCUCAGGAUGUCUUAGGACUCAAGUCAUCCAACCCUUGGAGCUUUGUUUCAGCCACUCAAGAGAGCCCUCAAAACCCUCACUCAUCUUAUCAGGUGCCUGGAUCUUACUUUGGCUUCGAAUCUCGCUCUUCUACACAGCCUGAGGCUUCAACAAUCUCAUCUGCCUUUGAUCCUUCGAUCAACUCCAUUCAUCCAGAAAGUUCACUUCCAUCUUAA
Messenger RNA from Melampsora larici-populina 98AG31, 1359 nucleotides. RefSeq lists its product as uncharacterized. Gene Ontology annotation, biological process: regulation of DNA-templated transcription. The record is from RefSeq and is a predicted model, not a curated record. The transcript has 4 exons. Gene Ontology annotation, molecular function: DNA-binding transcription factor activity. The coding region runs from base 1 to 1359 and encodes 452 amino acids. Lineage: Eukaryota; Fungi; Basidiomycota; Pucciniomycetes; Pucciniales; Melampsoraceae.